UACAAAUGUCAUUGCUUAUUGAAAAAUAUAAACAUUACCUUUUCGUUUGUUAUUUUUAUUUGUGAAUGAAUAUUUUAAAUUAUCAUGGAUUACGUUAUUAUUAGAGAGGAUAUCAAAAGAAGGCGGCGGGAAGCUGAGCUAGAAGAGAAUUGCAAAUCAUCAAGAAAUGGAUACCUACAUUCCAGUUAAAGUAAGACGUAAAAAUCUCUACGAAAAAUAUAGUAAAAAACAUCAAACCAGUGAAAGCCAUAAAUACAGAUCUGAUUCCAAUGAAGACUGGCUGGAAGCCUUCCAGAUAUAUCAAGGAAAUGUCUAAAGCUAAAAGAGACAGAAUAUUGCGAAGAAUCGGUCCAUUUGCAUUAAAACCGGCAAUAGUGAAUUUUAAAUUAUUGUUUUUUCCUAUACAUCUACCAAACCAUUGGGCAUUAAUUUGCAUAAAUAUGGAUGAAAAAUCAAUAAACUACUAUGAUUCAAUAAAGAGGAAUGAUCCAUCUGUAUUGUUACAGUUCCACGAUUGGAUGGCAUAUCUAUAUCCAUGUUCUGAAUGGAGUAUGAAAAAUUGGACGGAGAUCCUCCAGCAAGUUAAUACUGACUGCGGUAUGUUUACAUGUCAAUUUGGAGCAUUAUUGGCCAGUGGUAUCUGCAUAGAUGAUGUACACUAUACGGAGAAUGAUAUCAAGGAGGUGAGACAAUCCAUUUUAUGGUCACUGAGCAAUUUGUCUUUAAAACUGCAAAAUCCCAAUCACAAAGAGGGCGAUCAAAACGAGGAAUUUAUCGCUGUGCUUAUUGUCCAUUCAAAUCCAAGCAAAGAUGGAUAGUUGUGCGGCACAUGAAUCCAACAGAUUCAAAAACCAAAAAAGUUAAACCACCGGCCUGUAAAGCAAGACGCCGCAUUGAGAGGGUUGAUCGACUCACAGGAGUUUGGAAAGAUACCGAACAAAACCAGUUCGGAUUCAACAAUAAAUCACUGACAAUAUUUCUGACAAUAAAGUAAAUCGAUAUUUAUUGAAUUAUUAA
Molecule: messenger RNA, 1017 nt
Organism: Tetranychus urticae (two-spotted spider mite)
Lineage: Eukaryota; Metazoa; Arthropoda; Arachnida; Trombidiformes; Tetranychidae
Biological process (GO): proteolysis; protein desumoylation
Cellular component (GO): nucleus
Molecular function (GO): deSUMOylase activity
Source: RefSeq, a predicted model, not a curated record